Molecule: messenger RNA, 153 nt
Organism: Scutellospora calospora
Lineage: Eukaryota; Fungi; Glomeromycota; Glomeromycetes; Diversisporales; Gigasporaceae
Source: the annotation of a GenBank genome assembly
UAGAGAUAAUGACAACUCGAGUAGGUCAACUGUGGGUCACUCGAAGGGUCAACUGCAAGUCACCCAAAGAGUUAACUGUGGGUCACCUGAUGGGUCAACUGUCAAGUCACCUGGAUUAACUAACAGGCAAACUGAUAAAUCUAUACUAAGCUU